AUGGAAUACCCGGCGCGGUAUACGAUCUCUGCGACAGACCGCAGCGGUCUGAUCGUGAUAGUCGAGACGCUGUUCAUGUCGUGGAUGAUCAUGGUCACUUUGGUCCGGUUGUACAUGCGCCUUGCGAUCAACGGACCAGUGCAGAUAGACGAUCUAGUCGUCUUUGCCGGAGCCGUCUUUGCUGUUGCCCACGUUGGAACGGUGAUGAAUGCCAUCUCCCACGGCCUCGGCCGAACAAUGGAUGGUGCGGUGGCACCGUCGAGUGACUUGAGUCAAGCUGGUAGAGAGUAUUACAUUGCCAACCUUCUCUUUCUCUUGGGACAUGGCGCUGCAAAGAUCUCGGUGUCUUUGCUACUUACACGGCUGGGCCGUCAAAGAUACUAUAUGUUGUGCGCCAAGGUCCUGCUGGGUCUGGUCACGGUGUGGUCCAUUGCUUCGAUCUUUGCGAUCUCCUUUGCUUGUCUGCCUGGAGACCAGUGGAACAUGGCUCAGCAGUGUCGCAAUAUUGAUACUGCCUGGAAAGCCAUCUCCGCAUUCGAUAUCAUCACCGACGUGCUGGGGUUCGGACUCAGCAUUUUCUUGGUCUGGGGUAUCCAAAUGCGCUGGAAAGAGAAGGGGACGGUCAUUUUCGCUUUUGGCACCAGGCUUCCAUCGAUCGUGCUCAUCAUUCUGCGACAAACCUACCUCGACCGUGCCGUCUUCUCCUCCGACCCAACGCUGCAUGUGUCAGACUCACUCGUCAUGACUGCCGUCCUGCUCCACUACAGCAUCAUGGUGGCGACUGUACCAUGUCUGAAGCCAUUUGUCAUCUCCUUCAACACAGGUUGGGGACAAGGGGUUGUCAAUAGCCAUGGCCAACAUCCCUACUACACGCCGUCCGGUAAGAGCGUGUCUGGUAACCACUCCAGAGCCUAUACGGAGAAUCGCGCAGAUGAAGAUACCACCCAGUCCGCAGCAGCCAGACUCUCUUCCGACAGUCAUAAUUCUCAGCAACUGAUCAUCCGGGAGACGCGGGAGUGGAUCGUCGAGGAGGAAUAUGAGCUGCACCCGGUCCACGAUCAAACGAACCUGGACCAACAUCGGGAGGGAACGCCGCCUUUUGCUCAAUAUUAA
Penicillium diatomitis is the source of this 1113-nucleotide messenger RNA. RefSeq lists its product as uncharacterized. The transcript is spliced from 5 exons. NCBI's taxonomy places the organism in Eukaryota, Fungi, Ascomycota, Eurotiomycetes, Eurotiales, Aspergillaceae. The record is from RefSeq and is a predicted model, not a curated record. The coding region runs from base 1 to 1113 and encodes 370 amino acids.